Molecule: messenger RNA, 6438 nt
Organism: Stylophora pistillata
Lineage: Eukaryota; Metazoa; Cnidaria; Anthozoa; Scleractinia; Pocilloporidae
Product: phosphatidylinositol 4-phosphate 3-kinase C2 domain-containing subunit beta
Biological process (GO): phosphatidylinositol-mediated signaling; phosphatidylinositol 3-kinase/protein kinase B signal transduction; phosphatidylinositol-3-phosphate biosynthetic process
Cellular component (GO): plasma membrane; cytoplasm; phosphatidylinositol 3-kinase complex
Molecular function (GO): 1-phosphatidylinositol-4-phosphate 3-kinase activity; phosphatidylinositol binding; 1-phosphatidylinositol-3-kinase activity
Source: RefSeq, a predicted model, not a curated record
UCUUGAAUGGUACGAAGCCAGUACGGUUGUCUCGGCCGUUCGCAAGGAUUCCUCGACAAUCCAGUAAAGUUGUUGAGAGAGGGAGAGCCAUUGGCACUUUACUGAUGAAUCGGAAGCGAAUGAUUUUAUGCUGGGAUCGAAAAGUUUGCUAAAAUCGAACUGGAACAGGAAAAACUUGACCACGCGUAAGUCAGCUGAAGUGCGGUGUUUGUCUUCACAUACAGUUUAUUGUCCAUAAUUCUGAAGAAGUGCUUCGACGUUGUAAUGGUUGUAAUGGUUUCAGCGUGUUGUUGAGAACCUGGCAAGGCAAGUUCGAACAUUCUGAUUUUUAAUCGUAACAAAUCACGCUAAUAAUAUAUUUCUUGAUUAUAAUGAAAUUGAAACUGAUUUGCCUGAUUUGCAUUUAAAUCUUCCUGGUUUGGGCGGUUUAUAAUUUAUGAUGGAAAAACAGAAAGGACAUUUGGACGAUCUCAUGUCCUUCUCCUCCGAUGAAGAAGACAAUGUUGCCACAAGGUCUGAUCCUUCUUGGUUGAAUGUCUUAUCUUCCGAAUUCGAAAGAAUUGGUAGAAGUCCGCCUAGCGCUGACACAGCUCGCUCGCUGUCACCGACCUUCCUUAUUUCUAACGGCCAACAAACAAGCAGCCUUCGAAACGAAAAUAACCUUUCGAACCGAGCGUUGCAUUCGACUAAACCACGAGCAAGAUUGACACAUUCAGGUCAUGUUAGUGAUGAAGAACACUCACAUUUGUUCAAUUUUACGACCGCCACUGCCAAUGCGACAGGUCGUGGUAGUCUUUUUGAAGAAGCGAACAGAUUACGGGCAUCUCGUUCUUGGGAUGACCUGUCACCGCCUGGAAGCCCAGUUAAAAAAACAAGCAAAGUCGCGGAAUUCCCUCACGGUGGAUUUCCUAACUAUCACACGUUAUUUAGGCCCCCAUCAGAAGUGUUGAACUCUCAGUCUCAAAGUUCAUCCGCUCUUAGUGGCCAAGCAGAGGUUGAAAAUGCUCAAAGUGAACACUCCUACACCUCUAGACCUAGUGUUACUUUGAAAGGUCAGGGUUCAGAUGUUGGAAUGGCAAGUGCAGAUCAGUCUUUCAGCUGUGAUACCUCAUCAAAUUCUGGCAAUGAACACCCCUAUGGUUCCAUCACUUUAAAGCGAAAAUUGCAUCUUGGAGAAUCAUUCAGAAAGUCAAUCAAGGACAAAACUUCGUUAGAAGGAAAAUUGGUCAAAGACACUGUUUUCUUUCCAUCGGAGACAACUCACAAUGCGCACAGCCUUAAGACAGAUGCCAGAAAUAUAAGACGUUUGACAGUGAACCUCCCCAAUGAAAAUGAAGUUCGUGGGCUUCGACAGUCCUCAAAGGAGUCAAGCACUCGAUGCAAACCCGUUUCCUCUGGUCGAUCACCCCCAUUCAAGAUUCCCAAUCGCCCGGCCUCUGCUUCUCUGCCGAUCAAAAAGUCACCGGGUGCAUCAAGGAACAGCAGUGGUUGUGAGUCAAAGUUUCUCUUCUUUGGAGAUGGUCUGUUUGAUGUCGCCAAAGAGAGGAAUGAAGAGGCUGUUGCCUUUAGUGCUAUGAUGACCUCUGUCAGGUCAAACUUUCGCUGGGAUGAAGAAACGAACGCCGGCCAUGUUUUAAGUCCCACGAUACCCUAUGAUCACGAAACAUUUCCGAACAACACCGAUGCUUUUAUUGCCAUCUACACCGAUCAGCGGCAGGACACCCUCAAGUUCACCUUUAGUGUACAUAGCCGUGUCUGCAAAAUAAUCGAGCUCGCCCUGAGUUGUCUGUCAAAUGAUAGUAAAUCACUAGAGUAUAACUCAUCUGCAGUUUGUGUACUUAAAGUUUGCGGACGUUCCGAGUACCUGGAAUCAAACGGAGUCCUUAUCCAGUAUGGAUAUGUACAGGAAUGCAUCAAAUUUAAGCGUGAGGUUGAACUUGUCCUCCUCGAGAGUUGGCAAGUUUCAAGACAGCUGGCUCGUACUGAAGAAGAUGACUUAGAUGGCAUUGUUUCCCACAACUACAAAGAGUUUUUUGACUGCUCUGUGACUACCGCUGUGUCGAGAUAUGGGCUGACUGUACUGUUAGAGGCAUUUAAUCAAGAACUGGUCAGACUCUUGGAAGAAACUACCGAUUACACCAAGCCACGGUUUGAGCCAAGUCGUACAAUCCAAGCUGUGAAAGCCAUCUGUGCCACCUUGGCAACCCUGGAAACGAAAGAGUUGAUCGAUUCCAUCCGCAUUUUACAAAAUCUACAAAAGGCUGUCGAGGUUUCUGAUAGAAUGGUUCCUAACCAGCUCGAUUUGAACGAUGCCCUCUCAAAGUUGCAAUCAGCUGUUAUGCUCCUUAUAGAGAUGUACUGCGAUGCGUUUGAUACCGAGUUUGUUCCCACCCGGAUAGAGAGACCCAAACUUGCCGGAUCCAUAGAGGUUACAGCCAUGACAGACAACGUCCGUAUCCAAGUGGCCUUCGCCCAUCGACUGCCUCCGCGAUGGAACCAAGACUUCGAAAGCUUUGAAGUUCAUGGUGGAAUUUACUAUGGGGGGCGCCUGACGUGCCCAUUAGAAGUGACGAAGCAAAUUAAGAUCGCCCGAAAUUUCUUCGACCAACUUAUGUGGAAUGAAUGGCUGCAAUUCAAGCUGCAAGUUCGUCAACUCCCUCGUGAGUCUCGUGUAUGUUUCACACUUUAUGGCGUUCCCCCGAUCAGCAAAGGAAACACCUUGAAUACCAGUAGAACUCCACUUGGGUGGGUUGCACUACCACUCUUCGAUUUCAAGGGUGUUUUGGUGUCGGGAACGCAUCUCCUUGGUUUAUGGCCGGAUGACACGGGCAACCCAGUCGGCACUUGUACAUCUAACCUGCUACACCCAUCCAGUGUCAUUCUGCAAGUCGAAUUCGAACGAUAUUUGGCUGACAUUGUCUUUCCUGAUUUCGAAAGCAACGGCUGGUUACCCUCCGAUGAAACGGAUCGCUGUGAGCCGCAACCCCAAACCGCUGAAGUAUACAAAAAUAUUUUGGAGAAAGAUCUCUUCAAUGAACUGAAGCCAGAGGAGAGUGAACUUCUCUGGGAACAUCGCCACUACUGCAUGUCAGUCCCAAAAGCUUUACCUCUCAUCUUGUCUGCAGCACCAUCUUGGGAGUACGGUUUCCUUCCAGAAAUCUACAAUCUUUUGGCAUCUUGGGCCCCUUUAAAACCAGUUGAUGCUAUGGAGCUGCUUAAGGUCAAUUUCCCAGACACCCGUGUGAGAGAUACGGCAGUGCAGUGGAUGGAAGCAGUGGUUGAUGAUGAAUUGUGCGAUUACCUUCCUCAGCUCGUCCAGGCCUUGAAGUAUGAAAUCUAUCACGACUCCUCUUUGGUUCGCUUUCUUGUCCGCCGGGCUCUUGCCAGUGUCAGAGUUAUGCAUUAUCUCUUCUGGUACCUGAAGGACACUAUCAGUGAUUCUCAGUUCGGUCAGCGGUUCCAAAUUAUUCUCGGGGGUCUGUUGAAUAUCUGUGGAAAUGCCCAAAGGUGCGAGUUUACCUUUCAAGACGAAGUCGUCGCCGACCUUGCAGAAGUAGCCCGGAAAGUCAAAACCUCAAGAGACUCCUUACGAAUGAAUGUCCUUCACCAAGAACUAGCAGUGGUAGCUGCUAACUUUGGUCCAACCUUUAGGCUUCCAAUAGGCCCAAGUUAUGAGGUUAAGGGUGUUAACGUUCCAGCCUGUGGAUACUUUACAUCGAAUUCUGCGCCAUUGCGACUCAUUUUCAAGAGCGUUGACCCGUUUGGCGAAGAUAUCCACGCAAUGUUCAAAGCUGGGGACGACAUGAGACAAGACAGGCUUAUCAUGCAGCUUGUAGGAAUAAUGAACAAGAUCUGGUUACGAGAAGGAAUCGAUUUAAAAGUAAUCACGUACCAAUGUGUGGCAACUGGCGUGGGAAUGGGGAUGGUGGAAAUUGUGAAAGAGUCGGUCACGCUUCGAGAAAUCCACACUGAGCUGGGUCUGACAGGGUCUUUCAAGGAUGAGCCAAUUGCACGUUGGAUCAAAAAGUACAACACUGGCGACGACAGCUACCACCAAGCUGUGGAGAAUUUUAUAGCAUCAUGUGCAGGUUACUGCGUCGCUACCUACGUCCUUGGUAUCUGCGAUCGACACAACGAUAAUAUCAUGAUCAAGAAAAGUGGUCACAUGUUUCACAUUGAUUUCGCCAAGAUCCUUGGAAACGCUCAGAUGUUCGGUACAUUUCGACGAGAUCGGGCUCCCUUCGUCUUGACUCCGGACAUGGCUUUCGUCAUAAACGGAGGCUACCAGCCCAGUAGUCGUUUUCAAGACUUUGUAGACCUUUGCUGCAAAGCGUUCAACGUCAUCCGACGCCACUCCAACUUGCUUCUCAAUUUGCUAUCCUUGAUGCUGAAUUCUGGCAUAUCCUCCUUGAGUCAGGUGGAAGAUUUGAAGUACAUUCGAGAUUCAUUGCUUCCAGAUUCCUCAGAAGGAGAAGCUACGGCGGCGUUCACCAGACUAAUCGAGGCUAGUCUGUCAUCAUGGUUCACUCAAGUCAAUUUCUUUAUUCAUAAUGUCGCUCAGAUCAGAGACGUUAGUCAACUACGACUCUCGACAGCUACAAACGCUAGCGUAAGCUCUGUUCUUUCUUUCGUUCACGGAACAUAUUCUGUCGACUCAGAUGGGUUGGUAGAAUCUGCCCGUGUUGUGGACUUCCAUAAGCGCUACAGUCCUGAGAAGUAUUACGUUUACGUUGUGAACAUUUGCCGAGUUGGCGACGAAGAACCGGCGUUUGUUUUUCGCAGGUUUAGCCACUUCCACGAGCUACAUUCAAAGCUCUUGGAGGCUUUUCCGGAAACCAGUCUGCCCAAACUUCCUAGCAAAAUCUACAUUCGUCGUUCGCAGAUCCGUGUUGUUGCCGAGCGGAGACGAAGUGACCUUGAUGAUUACAUCCGCCAUUUACUGAUGCUGCCUCCUGAAGUUUCAGAAUCGGAACUUCUGUACACAUUCCUUCAUUCUCUUCAGCAAGACAAGAACGACGCACGGUUGUUCUCGGCUCCCUUGCUUCCGGAGGAAAAACGAAAUCGCCAGAGAGUCAUUGGAGGACAAGUGAAGUUGCAGAUUCGGCACGAGCGAGAUGCCCUUCGCGUCAUGAUUAUGCACGCGAAAGAGUUAUCUGCAAGAAAUACAACAUAUUUGGCAGAUCCUUACGUCAAACUAUACCUCCUUCCAGAUCCUAAUAAGGCCACAAAACUCAAGACCAAGAUUGCACGGAAAACACUUAACCCAACAUUUAACGAAUCAUUAUUGUACAGUUUGCCGGAGCACGAAGCCAGACGGCGCCAUCUUCAGGUCACUGUACUGGAUCACGAUUAUAUGGGCGAGAACGAAUUUCUCGGUGGAGUAAUCAUCGAUCUGUCACAAGCUGAGCUUAAGACGUCUGUGGCUCAGUGGUUCACCCUGACGGAGAUUAGAAAACCACCAUGAUCACAAACUACUUGUAUGUCACCACUCCUUGAGAGAUGAAGCUGGAGGUGCUGCAUCAUGGAAACUACGCCUUAGAGCCCGUAGCGAUGCACUGGUGUGCCAAUCACAUUAGAAUGAAAUGAACAAUAGUUUUGAUCAAAUUUAAUGGUGUCUAGCACCAAAGCAAGCAGAAACGAUGAACAACAUAGUUAGAGCCCUUUGUUUUUUCAUUGAAGUCAAUAAGCACGCAUUUGGAAUCCACAGUAAAGUAUUCUGUAAGGAUGCAGCGGCGUCAAGAAGAUCGCGAUUUGCUUCCCGCCUAUGAACGUUUAGUUAGGUCCACACGCCGCAGUGAAUAUGGAAAGUUCCAAAAGGAGAAACUGAAACUUCACAUUAUGACGUGGAGAGAUGCAAGUACGCUUCUUUGUUUGUUUAACCACACUCGUUCACUUGUUUUUUUAUCACAUCAAUGCCAUAGUAUAGAAUAGGUCAAAAUCAAGUCUUCGUUCAAUACUAAUUAGAUUUGCAAGAUUUAAAGUUGCCAGACAGAAUAUAGUACAAUGAUAUGACUGAAAGCCAAUACAACUGAAAUAUUUUCUUGAUCGAAUGAAAAGGUUUGCUUCCUCAGUGUUAAUUAGUCAAUUUGAUGGAACAUAUCUUGUUUGAAGUUUAGAAAGCCAGUAUGUAAUAGGAUUUCACAGGAGGUGAAAAAUACGAUUGAUGGUAGUAGCUAAUAGAGCGUUUUUCAGUUGAGUGUCGUUAAACCAAGUUCAAAAACGAAAACCAAAGCAAUCACAACAGCCAAUCAUUGCAAGGAAAUAGAGAGAUUAAGUUUAGCUUUUACUUGAAACGGCAAACGUCAGCUUUCUCUUUCACGUUUCAUGUAAAAAUAUCGUGAACCUUGCUGCGUCAACUUCCACGUGAGCUCACGUCAUGGAUGGAUUUGAAGGCGCCCUUGUAUGACUUUAAUACAAGGAAUAGUUUUGAUGCCCUUU